CUCUCUCUCUCUCUCUCUCUCUCUCCGCCACAGAUAGAAAACCCAAAACUCUCCCUUUUUUUUUUUUUUUUUGGCUUUCUGCAACAAUGGAAGUGUCGUUUCUUAGAUUCUCUAGUGUUCUGUUUGCAAUAAUACUCAUAACGACAUGGGUAUGGAGAGUUGUGAACUGGGUUUGGCUGAGGCCGAAGAGGCUAGAAAAGUGCCUUAGAAAGCAGGGUCUUAAGGGCAAUUCUUAUCGUUUUUUGUUUGGAGACUUGAAGGAGAGUAUUUCGAUGUACAAGGAAGCAAGGUCGAAACCCAUCAAUCUCUCUGACGACAUAACCACACGCGUUUUCCCCUUCGUUCUUCAGACAGUCCAGAAGUACGGUAAAGAUUCUUUCAUGUGGAUUGGUCCCAACCCAAGAGUGAACAUUACGAACCCAGAACAUCUGAAGGAUAUUUUCAACAAAAUUGGUGAUUUCCCAAAGCCCCAUAACAAUCCACUUGUAGAGCUGCUAGCUACUGGUCUUGCAAGUUAUGAGGGUGAGAAAUGGGCUAAACAUCGAAAAAUUAUCAACCCAGCAUUUCAUGUAGAAAAGUUGAAGCAUAUGCUACCGGCAUUUUAUCUAAGCUGCAAUGAGAUGCUGAAAAAAUGGGAGAGUUUCUUAAAUAAUGAGGGAAGCUGCGAGAUAGAUGUGUGGCCUUAUCUUCAAAAUAUGACCGGUGAUGUGAUUUCUAGAACAGCAUUUGGGAGUAGUUAUGAAGAAGGCAGAAGAAUAUUUCAGCUCCAGAGAGAACAAGCAGAACUAGCGAUUAAAGCCAUACAGACUGUUUAUGUUCCUGGAUGGAGAUUUGCUCCAACGACGUUGAACAAGAGGAUGAAAGAAGUCGAUCAUGAAGUACAAGGUUUAUUAAAGGAUAUAAUUCAUAAAAGAGAGAAGGCAAUGAGAGCAGGUGAAGCACCAAAUGAUGACUUGUUAGGGAUACUUAUGGAAUCAAAUUUUAAAGAAAUUCAGGAACAUGGGAACAACAAGAAUAUGGGAAUUAGUAUUAGAGAUGUAAUUGAGGAAUGCAAGUUGUUUUACUUUGCUGGCCAAGAGACCACCUCAGUGUUGCUUGUUUGGACAAUGGUGUUAUUAAGUAGAUAUCCUGAUUGGCAAGCUCGUGCAAGAGAAGAGGUUUUACAAGUCUUUGGUUAUAACAAUCCAGAUUUUGAUGGGCUAGGCCACCUAAAAAUUGUCACAAUGAUUUUGUACGAAGUUCUAAGGUUUUAUCCACCAGUAAUUUUACUUACUCGGACGGUUCAGAAGCAAACACAGCUAGGAAACUUGUCGUUGCCACCAGGAGUGCAGAUCUCUCUUCCCGUCAUACUUGUUCAUCGUGACACUAAUCUGUGGGGGGAAGACGCAAAGGAGUUCAAACCCGAGAGAUUUGCAGAAGGAGUUUCGAAGGCGACGAAAGGUCAAGUUUCGUUCUUUCCCUUUGGUUGGGGGCCUCGGAUUUGCAUUGGACAAAACUUUGCCAUGAUUGAAGCCAAAAUGGCAUUGGCAUUGAUUCUACAGCGCUUCACGUUUGAGCUUUCACCCUCCUAUGCUCAUGCUCCUUGUACCGUUAUAACUCUCCAACCACAAUAUGGUGCUCAUAUAACUUUGCAUAAGCGCUAAGAUGUAUAUGUUCUUAUGAAAUUCUUAUCGUUGAAUAAGUUUGAUAUGAUCACAUGCCAUAUAUAGAUACUCCGGUAUAUAAAUGUUUAACGUUUUCUGUUGGUUUU
This is a messenger RNA of Morus notabilis, 1750 nucleotides long. Its product is annotated as cytochrome P450 CYP72A219. The record is from RefSeq and is a predicted model, not a curated record. The coding region runs from base 87 to 1643 and encodes 518 amino acids. NCBI's taxonomy places the organism in Eukaryota, Viridiplantae, Streptophyta, Magnoliopsida, Rosales, Moraceae. The transcript is spliced from 5 exons. Gene Ontology annotation, molecular function: monooxygenase activity; oxidoreductase activity, acting on paired donors, with incorporation or reduction of molecular oxygen; iron ion binding.